AAAAAAUGACAACAAAUGAAAAACGGCCUCAGAAUCAGUCGGCCAUCUCCGACUUUUCCCGGGACUUAUCGCUGUGGCGUCACCAUUCACGCCCACAUUGUGUACAUAUAUUAUGUAUUCACCAAUUCUGGACACAUCAGAAAUCCAAGAACCUGCUUGACAUCAAGAACGUUCAACGUUAUACCGAACAUGAAGAUAUUUUCUUUCCUUACACUGGCCAUUGUGGCUGCCGUCCUGGUGUGUGACGUCAUUGCCCAAGGUCCGCAGGAAAUCAGCUGCUACUACAGCAGCUACAGAGCGAGGAGAGAUUUCUGUAAGGCCUGUGACAUGCGCGGCAGUGCUUGUGACAUGAGUGGAGAUGGAUCUCCAGGGAAUUGCUUCUGGGUGUGCAGAUGAGUGCACUAAAACAGUCUGUCUGGUCAGUACCUACACUAGACUUGGUCCGAAAGUGGUGACUGUGGUCUAAAGUCAGGUGGAUUCAGACUUUCUACGUGUAAUAAAUACUGCACAACCAA
Messenger RNA from Haliotis rufescens (red abalone), 515 nucleotides. RefSeq lists its product as uncharacterized. Lineage: Eukaryota; Metazoa; Mollusca; Gastropoda; Lepetellida; Haliotidae. The record is from RefSeq and is a predicted model, not a curated record. Bases 16 to 396 code for a protein of 126 amino acids. The transcript has 2 exons.